Messenger RNA from Heterobilharzia americana, 1524 nucleotides. The record is from the annotation of a GenBank genome assembly. Lineage: Eukaryota; Metazoa; Platyhelminthes; Trematoda; Strigeidida; Schistosomatidae.
AUGCCUCCUCAAUCUUAUUUCGAUCUAGCGGCAAUGCCUGCCUCUGUGGAAGAGGUUGUAGUUUCUGGAUUGGAUAGAACGCACGAAUCUAUCGUUAAAAAACAAUUUGUAGGUUUGGUGAAGUCUCAGAACUUACGAGAUCUCUUUCAUAAUGUAAAGGAGGCUAAAGAAAGACUCGUUAAACUUGGCGUCUUCAAAUCUGUCUACGCGGUUGUGGAUGUUUCUGGAGAUAGUUUGAAACCGGAUGCUUAUAAGAUUACUUUCAAAGUUGUUGAAAAACGAUUUGUUACUGCCCGAAUGUCGAUGACACAUGGAACUGAUGGAGUUACCAAGGCAUGUGGAAACGUCCGUCUAAACAAUUUCGCCCGUCAUGCUGAAUUUGCUGAUGUUGAUGUGGAGAUCGGUUCGAACCAAAUGGUUUCUAAAUUUGCAACUAUUUCAAAACCUUUGGAGAAUAAUCCAUACGUUCGUGUGAGUAUUGGUGGAACGGAAGGGAACUGGGAUCAUUACUGGGCUAAAUUUCUACGACAUGAACGUUCUGUUUUCACAGAGGUUCAAGCAGAGUCUUCCUUUGGACUGCAUAAGUUUCAGUGGGAUGGAAUUUGGCGUGAGACAGAAGUCAAAGAUCAUACCGCACCGUUAAGUGUUCUCAAAGAAAGUGGAUCAGCGUUAAAAACCAGUCUUCGACAUGUUUUUGAAUCCGAUGCUCGUCCAGAUCUCGUUUUCCCAGAUUCUGGUUAUUUAUUUAAAGUUAGUCAAGAGAUGGCUUCAGUAACUCCGGGUAGUCAAACGGGGCACUAUACUGUUAAUGGUAAUGCCUCUUCUAGUGCCACUGGGCCCCUAAUUGAUCGAGGGUUACAAUUAAAAUUAGAAAGUUUACUACAAAAACCAUUUCGUUUGUGCGAUUGGCUUGUCGGUGAAGUGACGUUUUCAUCUGGUUUAGUUCAUUCAUUGACUAGGCAUCCGGUACACAUUUCUGAUCGAUUCUUCCUGGGUGGACCAUUAGAACUUCGUGGAUUCCAAUGGCGUACUGUAAGUCCAUCGGAACCAUUGCUUGUCCCAACAAUUCAAACGUUAGGAAAUCCUGACAUAAAUACAAGUGAUAAUGCACAGUUAAUUCCACCACUUGUACCUAGUAACUCAACACCAUCACCUAUUGGUGCUGAUGCUUUCUGGUUGACAGGCGUCCAUUUAUAUACUCCUUUGCCAUAUUGGGGGGCUGAAGAAGGUUCGUUGGCUGCUCAGUUUCGUUUGCAUAGUUUCUUUCUAACAGGUUCUACACUGGAAAGACCAAUUCAAAAUUUACUCGAUUCACAUUCAUCCUCUUCAAGUGCAAGUGAAUUUCGUCAUUGUUUAUUGAAUGAAUUAAGGGGGAAACCACGUAGUGUUGUCGGUGUUGGCUUAGUGUUCCGUUUUGCUGGAAUUUUACGCAUGGAAUUAAACUAUUGUAUACCCUUGAAGAGUCAACCUGGUGAUCAAAUGAAACCUGGAUUCGCAUUUGGAUUUGGCAUGUAUUACAUGUGA